AUGAAUAAUGGUCACAUAAAAAAUCAUCAUAAUACCGAAAAAGAAAAUAAUUUAACACCAUUAAUAUAUAACGAAAUAUUAUUAUUUUUAGCAUAUAAUUGUAACUUUAAUAAUAUAUUGGAGCUCAGUUUAAUAUCAAAGCAAUCAUUUCAAAUAAUUCAAAAUUUAAUAACACAUAGACAAUUGCUAAUAUACGAUUUUAAAAUUUUAAUUUGUUUAAUAAAUAAAUCUAAAAGUAAUGAAAAUGGUUAUGGUAAUAGCUUGUUACAAUAUAGAGAAUCUGAAUGUAUUAGAAUAUAUUUAAAGGAUGAUGAUUAUCAAUAUAAUAAAAACAAAUUAAUAGAGGUAUUUGGAGAGCAACUUAAAAGUGUUAUUAUUCAACAUACUACUGUAGAUACAUUAAUAAAGAACCCAGAUUGUAAUGGUUUUUUUAAAUUUAACAAGUUAUAUUUAUAUUGGGAUAUCAAAAAACCACCCUUUUCAAACAAAGAAGAAUCAACAUUAUCAAAUGUAGAAGAUAACUCUGAAAAUUAUUUUAGAUACAACUUUUCAUUUGAGUUUUUAUCAAGGUAUACAGACCAUCAAAGAAUUGAUAUAUCAUCAAAUAGCACCAGUCUUCAACAUAGGUAUUCACAUAAUAAUAAUAAUAAUAAUAUCAAUGUAGAUAAUCAUUUAUAUAAAAUCAAUAAUAUAUUAAUAAAAUGUAGCAAAAAUGUAAAAAUAAUUAAAUUCAUUUAUUAUAAUACACCUUAUAAAUUUGCUCAACUUGCAAUAGGAUCAAAGUCACCAGCAAUAAAAUCAUUAACAUUAAGAUUAGGUUAUCACUUUAUAUUUAAUGAUUUACCUCAAGACAUUAAAAAAAAUACAAGCAAAAUAGUAUCAGAAUUAUCUAGAAGGUCCAAUAUUUCGUCCAAUAAAACCUUAAAGAAACUAAUUUUAAAAGAAAAUGUAGACAUUGGGAAAAGGUAUAUUUGUUCAUCACCAAAUAACACAGAACCAACAGAAUUUUUAACAUCUUUAAUUAGUAACAAGACAUUAAACACAUUGGGCCUGGAGUUGUUUACAUUGAAAGAAAAAAAUGAUUGCGAAAAACUGCUUCCAUUGGUUCAAAUACCCAACAUUGCAACUCUCUAUUGUGAUUUCGAUUCAGUCGAAGCCUUUUUAAAACACUGUCAAGUUAAUCCAAAUAUUACAACCUUAAAAAUCUGUUGGGAUAUAUUUGUAAAAAACCCAAUAGCAUACUCAAACUCUUUGGAAAGUUUGUUAGUACAUUUAUCAAAUUUCUUUAAAUACAAUACAUCCUCUUUACAAAAUAUAAGAAUCAAUACAAAUAAAAAAAUAAAUACAGUUUUAAUCAACUAUAUAAAAGAACAAAGAGAAAAAAACAAUAUAAAUAAUAAUUUAAAUAUUAAAAUAAAUAAAAGUUCAUUCUAA
Molecule: messenger RNA, 1434 nt
Organism: Dictyostelium purpureum
Lineage: Eukaryota; Evosea; Eumycetozoa; Dictyosteliales; Dictyosteliaceae
Exons: 1
Coding region: 1-1434 (477 amino acids)
Source: RefSeq, a predicted model, not a curated record